Pneumocystis carinii B80 is the source of this 1166-nucleotide messenger RNA. RefSeq lists its product as hypothetical. The record is from RefSeq and is a predicted model, not a curated record. Gene Ontology annotation, molecular function: histone binding; protein heterodimerization activity. Gene Ontology annotation, cellular component: nucleus. The coding region runs from base 47 to 1120 and encodes 357 amino acids. NCBI's taxonomy places the organism in Eukaryota, Fungi, Ascomycota, Pneumocystomycetes, Pneumocystales, Pneumocystaceae. The transcript has a single exon.
UUUAGCCCUUUGAUAAACUUUAAUUCAUCUGAAUAAAAGAAAUAUCAUGAGAAUAAGCUCCUAUGAUAGAUAUGAUCCAGAAUAUAUAGAGUUAAAGCGACAGGAAUCGCGUACGCGGUAUGAAUCAACAUUAGAAGGAAUCUUUGAACGGUAUGGGAGAGACAUGACAGAAGAAUCCGACGAAGUAGAUCUUAGAACGGGAGAAGUCAUUGUUAAUCGAGGACAUUUGAAUAAUCUUCGAGUUUCGUGGUUUUUAGAGGAAGAAACCUUAAGUUUUAGUGAUGAUAAUAUUGAAAAUGAUUUUUUUGAAAAUAUAAUGUCAAUGGUGACAAUAAAGCAAAAAGAAGUGAUUAAAAAGAAGGAACAUAAGGUGGAUAAGAUUCCCCAUAAGUUUCCGUCAAAAGCGAAGAUUUUUGAGGAAUUUGGGAGUCUUGGACCAUCAAUUAUUAAAUUAAUUGAAAGUCAAAAAAGAAAAAGAAAGCAUUUUAAGAAGAUAAGACGUCUGAAGUGUUCAAAUAAGAAUUCUAGUGGAAUAAAUGAUUUAAAAAUGGGGGGAAUAAAUACGCUUAUUCCAUAUAUGAAAACGAAUGAGAAAUCGAAUUCAUAUAAUAAAUCAUUUGGAUAUGAAGGAAUUCCUGUGAAUAUGACUAAUAAUGAAGAAAAAGACAUGACUAUGCAUUUAAAUGAUUUUUUUAUUCAUAAUAACAAAAACACGAUAUUUAAUUCAGUACAUGCAGUUAGACGAUUUGAUAUUAUUAUUGAUUGUCCUAAAUCAAAUCAAGCAUUUAUAGAAAACCAAGAAAUACGCAAAUUGGUACCGAGAAACACACAUGAAAGUCAAAAGGCAUCUAUUUAUUCAUCACAUGUUCAUCUUUUUGAUCAAUAUUAUAAUUUUUUAACAAAUUCACAAACGAAACCAAAUCGUUUACUUAACCAUUCAUUAGUUUAUGAUAAUUUAUAUCCAAUUGAAUCAUUCUCUUCCGAAUCAGCUUCUCAACAGGAAACAAAAUCUUAUUCUACUAAUACAUCUAUUGAAGAAACAAAUUUGGAAGUGGAAAACGCACAUAAAAAAAAAAUACACUGCAACAAACUAUUUUGUUUUACUUGUUCAUGUUUAUGAUCUCUGUGUAAUUUUCAUUUACAAAAAAAUCAAGGCAAAUUUUACA